Molecule: messenger RNA, 1255 nt
Organism: Asparagus officinalis (garden asparagus)
Lineage: Eukaryota; Viridiplantae; Streptophyta; Magnoliopsida; Asparagales; Asparagaceae
Product: probable U3 small nucleolar RNA-associated protein 11
Exons: 10
Coding region: 141-830 (229 amino acids)
Biological process (GO): rRNA processing
Cellular component (GO): nucleolus; small-subunit processome
Source: RefSeq, a predicted model, not a curated record
GCUUUUCUCCUCUCUCUCUCGGCCGCCGCCUGCUCUUUCCCGCCUGCUCUUUUCUCUCCUCUCUCUCUCUCUCUCUCUCUUGGCCUCCGCCUGCUUCCAGUCACCGCCCCGAAACUAACAAAUUCAUUCUCGUAUCGAAGAUGUCGUCGCUUCGGAACGCAAUCCCUAGAAGGGCUCACAAGGAGCGAGCCCAGCCUGAGGCGAGGAAGAAGUUUGGGAUUCUGGAGAAGCAUAAAGAUUAUGUUUUGCGAGCAAAAGCUUUUCACCAGAAGGAAGAGGCUCUAAGAAAAUUGAAGGAGAAGGCAGAGUUCAGAAAUCCUGAUGAGUUCUACUUCAAGAUGAUCAACACUAGGACUAUCAAUGGGGUCCAUAGGCCACCGAGUGAAGCAAACAAGUAUACUCAAGAGGAGCUCAUGCUAAUGAAGACUCAGGAUAUGGGGUACAUUCUUCAAAAAAUUCAAAGUGAAAAGAAGAAAAUUGAAAGAUUGACUUCUGUACUCCAUGCAUUGGAUAACCAGCCCCUGAACAAGCGUGUUUUCUAUGCUGAAAACAGGAAAGAAGCCAAGGAUAUACGAUCAAGGUCACUUGAGAGCAGCAAUUCGCCUGUUUUUAGUAAAGUGCCAAAUAGCAUAAAGAAGAAAACAGCUUGCUCAUAUGCUGAGGUAGAAUCAAGAAAGCAGAGGGUUCAACAAUUAGAAAAAUUAUAUUCCGAGAUGGCUUUGCAGAAAGAACUACAGAAAUCUGGCCGUAAGCGCAAACUUCGCGAAGAAGAGUUGGUCUCCCCAACAAGUAGACCGGUCUAUAAAUGGCGUACAGAACGUAAACGAUGAAAUAUGCGACAACAUUCUUUUGCUGAUGAUUUCACUAUGCUUGUGGUUGCUGAUGAUUUCACUAUGCUUGUGGCUCUUCAACUGUUUUGGUGACUGCAACUGAAAUUUAAGUGGAUGGUUGUUUCCUGUCAUGUUUAAACACCAUUGUUGGUAUGCUUGAAUUUUUUUUGUUUAUUCACUUUUUCAGAUCUGCAGUAUGACUGUUUUUGAGACUGCUCCAUGAUUGAAUCCUCUUUUUCCGCUGGUGACGCUACUCUCACUUUAUGAAUUAUGUAUCAAAAGCCUUGAUCUGAUUGUUUAUCAAGGGUGUAUGUAUUAUUGUGCUUUCCUUUUUCUUUUUCUUUUUUACUUCCAACUCUGUACUGCUUCUUUUUUUUACUUCCAACUAUUCUAUACUAAUUCAAUAAUAGACAGUUCUUAAUACA